CAGUCGUAUAAACAAUUUGAGAUUCCGCUGUGCGUCAGCACGCAUAUAGUCAAGACUCAAGCUACAAGUCUAUUCCUCAAACCUUGACUAUCCUGCACUUCAGAGAUCUGACGACGGUGUAGUUGCACAAAUCCCACUAGCGUCCACCAUGACGAAAAUCAAAAGACGUCAAAAAGCUGCCUCUCAGCGUGCCUCCCAGCCAAGUUUGUCUCCAAUCACAAGACUUCCCCCUGAACUAUUAUGCCACAUCUUCCUCUCGCAUUCUGAAGUACAUGGACAUCAAGAAACUGUGGUGGUCUCUCAAGUAUGCCAGAUUUGGAGAGAUCUUGCGCUGAAUAUGUCAGACCUAUGGGUGCAUAUUGAUUCACAGCUUACGAAUUUGGAAUACACCAAGGCCUGGUUGCUGCGCUCGAAGGUUGCCCCGCUUUACAUCAUAGCUAAUGCCGAAGACUGCAUUAAGAAAGACGAAUUCGAUGACGAUGCAUACGACGAAAUCUGUGACAUAUGGAUCGAAGCCCUGCGUAUGACGUUGGAAUGUCUCCCACGCAUACGCUCUCUGAGCAUCAAUGCACCCUUGUACAUGCUCGACCACCUUUCGAUUGUUUCCAAGUCGAUCCUGACCCUCCCAACUUCCCUUCUUGAAGAUUUGUAUCUAGCAAGUGAAGGAUGGAAUGGGAAUGCACCAGCUCCAGCCAUGGACUAUCUCCUCGUCUUCCUUCGCCAUGACGCGCCGCACAUGAAGUUCCUCAAAACCGUGGACCUAUACUUCUCCUGGCCUUCAUACAUUCCUUCUAGUCUUACGAAGCUUGACAUUGAUCAUACUCUGGAGCUUCCUGCGCCAAGCGUCGAAGCUGUGUUCGAUGUCCUGGAGAGUCUCACAUCACUAGAGGAGCUGUAUCUGGGCGACGUGUCCCUGCCCGGCCCCAUCCCAUUGUCACGUACCGUCUCUUUCCCUAGGCUCACCGUCCUGAAAAUUUGUUGCUACAACACUAUCGAUCUUUUACAGCACUUCUCCCUGCCUUGUGGACCAUCCCUCGAGCUGUCUUUCGAAUCGGUAGAGGCCGAAGAUGUUCAAGAAAUUUGUCAAAGUCUCCGAUCUGCCUUACGUACAUGUCCCCCUCUUCGUCACGUUCUCAUCGAGGCGAAUACCCGCCGGCGGUUUGAUGGCGGGCCCGACCUUAUGCUUAGUGGAUAUACCUCAGCCUUACACAAGGUCGCACAACCCGCUCACAUCAUUCUGCGCUUUACAACCCAGAUGGAUUUACCCUCGAGGGACAUCACAACCUGUCUAUGGACACCAGUUUUGGACAUAUUCCGGGAUCAUUUCGCCUUUUUAGACUCAGCUUUGGUGGAUAUCUUCGAUCCGGACAGUUUCCUGAACAUCCAACCAGAAAUCGUUGUCCAUAUGUUGGAACUUUUGACGAGCAUUCGCCAGCUAGGUGUCGCCGAGGCAGAAAGAACGCACAAUGCGUUCAAGUUCGGACUAUUUUCUGCUCUCAAAGACGAUUACAUCAGUAUCCUCACCAAUCUCGAAGAACCGUAUUUGGACUCUCUGAAGCAUGCAAAUCAUCCCUCUUUUGUUUCACCAAUCUCUCUCGCUCGUUACGCUCAAGAUGCUCUUACGAUUCGCCAAAAGAAGAGGUCUUAUCCAAAUAUCGACUUGAAUGUCAAUGGUGCCAUUACAAAGCAGGGGAGAUACAAAUGGAAGUCGCUCGCAGCCAUUUGGGCCGAGAUAAUUACAGGUACGGAGGUGUCAUAGACGUUAUAAUGCUGUAUAUGUCGCUGCACAUAAAGCGAGUUUUUAAAG
Messenger RNA from Somion occarium, 1807 nucleotides. NCBI's taxonomy places the organism in Eukaryota, Fungi, Basidiomycota, Agaricomycetes, Polyporales, Cerrenaceae. The record is from the annotation of a GenBank genome assembly.